GUAACAAUUUUAUAGCAACUUGCACGUUGACAUUGUGAACGUCGGUGGAAUCAUGAAAUCGUAAAAGAUUCUUAUGUUUGCUAAAGGAGCUUUUAGUUAUAAACAAUAAUAACAUUCACGGCUGUGAUAUAUACCAUUUAAUAAAUGUUUGUCGUUUGUAACUUAUCUUAGGAUUUUUAUAAGCAGCGUGAAAAGUGAUCGACGAAAGAUAACCUAAGUUGACAUAUGCCACAGGUGCAUAUAUCAGAGAAAAUAGUGAUCGUAAUAAGUUUUAAACAUUUAUAAUUGAAAUGGUGAAGAAUAAACCACAAGAAAAAUCUGUAAAGAUAAAAGCUAAAUCUGUGAAUGCAAACUCAGUUAAGACAAAUAAAAGUUUUCCAUUAUCGAUGAAUUCUACUAUCACUGUUAUAUGUAUUGCCAUUGCUGCUUGGUUUGGAUAUAAAGGAUAUCUUGAAACAAGAGUAAAUACCCCAUAUGAUGGAAACAAGGUAGUUAUUGCAUCUGGCUUGGAUAUUCCAGACAGAUAUUGGGGUACCUACAGAUCUGGUGUAUAUUUUGGUUUAAAAACAAGAGAUCCACAUUCUUUAGUAACUGGUUUGAUGUGGUAUUCUCCACAUAUUCUACGCUAUGAUGGAAGCGUACUUAGACACUGGUGUGAUCAAGGUGAUAAAUUAGAUAGAUAUGCAUGGCUGGAGCAUGAUGGACGAACGUUUGGUGUUCAGGAAAUAGUAGAUAAGUCCAUAAUUUUAAGAACGACAUUUGUCAAAAGACCUGGUGGAUAUCAUGGUGGUGAUUGGACCGCAAGAAUUGCAGUAUCACAAAAGAAAGAAAACAGUAGAGAAGAGAUAUCAUUGUUAUUUUACACUGCUAUCGAAGAAAGUACAAAAGGUUGGAUAAAGGCUAAUCUAGGGGACUAUAAUCGCUUAACAGGCAUAGAAGGAAACACACAAGGAUUGGGAUCUUUUGCUAUAAACCUAAAUUUAAUAAAUGGCACUGUAGAGGAGCAUUCGUUUUUGGCAACAACUGCUUCUGGGUUAAAUGUGUUGAAAGAAACUGUUUUGCAAAAUCUUCGUAUCGCAACCCAGAAGGGAUCCGCGGAGAAACAUAUAGUUUUAGCCGGCGAACAAUUACUAUUAUCGCCUGAAGGCAAGAAAAAGGAUCCAAAUUUCAUCGUUACUCAAGUAACAGGAAAAGUUCCUUUCGAGAUUGAAGUUAGUUACGAAUCUGGCAGUUUUAGUAAUAGAAUAGACAAGUUAACAGGCCAGAACUAUGACGAGGCUCUCGACAAGCAGAGGCAAUUGUUCUCGAAGAAAUUUGAAAAUGUUUUUAAAUUGAAAUCAAAGGGAUACACGGACGACGAAAUGACGUUCGCAAAGAUGGCAUUCUCAAAUCUCAUAGGCUCGAUAGGUUACUUUUACGGAACUUCGCAAGUGCAAAGUACGUAUACACAGGGACCUGUGCCUUAUUGGAAAGCGCCUUUGUACACUGCUGUACCCAGCAGAAGCUUUUUUCCUCGAGGUUUCCUGUGGGAUGAAGGUUUUCACGGUUUACUUAUCUCAGUCUGGGACACGGAGAUAGAAUUAGAUAUUAUAAGCCAUUGGUUCGAUCUGAUGAAUGUCGAAGGUUGGAUCCCUAGAGAGAUGAUUUUGGGCCAGGAGGCUCUGGCUAAAGUGCCCGAGGAGUUCGUAACUCAAAUCAAUACAAAUGCCAAUCCGCCCACAUUUUUUUUAACGCUGGACUUUAUGCUUAAGCAUAAAGAGCAAGAAUUAUUGAUGCAUAAUUUCAAGAUCCUCGACAAACUAUAUCCACGAUUGCAAGCGUGGUUUUCAUGGUUCAACGUCACGCAAGUCGGCGAUCUACCCAGCACAUACAGAUGGCGAGGCAGAGAUGAGACAACUAAUAGAGAAUUGAAUCCUAAAACACUGACAUCCGGCUUGGACGAUUAUCCUAGGGCUUCUCAUCCCACCGCUGCCGAGCGUCACGUUGACUUGCGUUGUUGGAUCGCGUUCGCUGCUCGCGUUAUGGCUAAAAUUGCUGAAACGUUGAGUUAUCCUGCCCAAAAAUACCAAGAAACAUUCGAAUAUCUAUCCGACAACAACUUGUUAAACAAAUUGCAUUGGUCACCAAAUGCUCAAGCGUAUUCGGAUUACGGUUUACACACCGACAAAGUGGCUCUACGGAGACCUCCACAAAAACAGCGGUCUCAUUCGCAAUCCGUACGUAUGGAAAUGGUCCGUGUCGUUUCGGAGGAACCGUCGUUGAAAUUUGUCGAUACCACCUUUGGAUACGUUUCGUUAUUCCCUUUUAUUUUGCAAAUUGUGGAACCUGAUUCGUCACAGUUGGGGAAGAUAUUGCAGGAUCUACGAGAUCCGUACCUUCUCUGGACCAGAUAUGGAUUACGUUCACUCGCGAAAACAUCGCCGUUGCACAUGAAAUACAAUACAGAACACGACCCGCCUUACUGGCGCGGUCCUAUCUGGAUGAAUCUAAAUUACUUGACAGUACGGGCUGCAUAUUAUUAUUCUAACGUGGAAGGGCCGCAUCGGGAACAUGCGAAAAAGAUAUAUGAAGAGUUGCGAAAGAAUUUGAUACAGAAUAUUAUUAAGCAAUAUAAAAAGACCGGAUAUUUGUGGGAACAUUAUGAUAAUAGUGAAGGAGAAGGCAAAGGAAGUCACCCUUUCACCGGUUGGACUUCCUUGGUUGUAUUGCUUAUGGCAGAAAUAUAUUAGAUAUUCUAAUAUACAAUGUCAAACUUUACUAUUAAAAACUGUUUUACCAAAAGUGGAACCAAAAGUGGAAUCAAAAGACAUUGCGAGUGUUCACUUAGAAUUAUUAUAUAUGAUCUAUUAGUAGCAAUAUAUGUUUAAACUACACAAAAGGAUAGUAAUUAUAUAAU
This is a messenger RNA of Linepithema humile (Argentine ant), 2896 nucleotides long. It is a transcript of the gene GCS1, whose product is annotated as mannosyl-oligosaccharide glucosidase. Gene Ontology annotation, molecular function: Glc3Man9GlcNAc2 oligosaccharide glucosidase activity. The record is from RefSeq and is a predicted model, not a curated record. Gene Ontology annotation, cellular component: endoplasmic reticulum membrane. NCBI's taxonomy places the organism in Eukaryota, Metazoa, Arthropoda, Insecta, Hymenoptera, Formicidae. Gene Ontology annotation, biological process: protein N-linked glycosylation; oligosaccharide metabolic process.